Molecule: messenger RNA, 492 nt
Organism: Exophiala aquamarina CBS 119918
Lineage: Eukaryota; Fungi; Ascomycota; Eurotiomycetes; Chaetothyriales; Herpotrichiellaceae
Exons: 2
Coding region: 1-492 (163 amino acids)
Source: RefSeq, a predicted model, not a curated record
AUGUUAGGCCCAGGUGCCAAACAAACGAAGUUCUGUGCCAUCAUAUAUGGCCCGUCUAACAAAGCGGCCAUCGUUGGCACCUGGCUCGACCAAUGUUCAAUCUAUCUUCAACUCCCGGAAAAGUGUGAUCGCCACAUGCGCUAUUCGAACCCUCACUGCCUCUCAUUUUCUGAUGAGACAGUUGUCAUGACGUCGGAACUUGAAAGUGUCCAUACUAAUACAGUGACUGGCCAUUCAGAUGGUGGUGUGGAUUACUAUGUAGAGCUUGAUUUUGACGAGAGCUUUGCCGAAGCUACGCAACCUGCUCUAAUCUCAGCUCCUCUCCAUAGCUAUCAGAAGCAGGGGUUAACAUUCAUGCUCCAGCGUGAGCAAGGCUGGCAUUUCCGUGAGUUUCGUCGAGAUGUCUGGAGAUCAUACUACGAUCGUCAUGGAAUCACUAGGUUAGAAAUGUCGCUGUGCUUUCCCCUUGGGAGUGAAGCUCCUGGAGUCUAG